Dendrobium catenatum is the source of this 1502-nucleotide messenger RNA. RefSeq names its product myb-related protein 2. The transcript has 7 exons. Gene Ontology annotation, molecular function: DNA binding; DNA-binding transcription factor activity. The record is from RefSeq and is a predicted model, not a curated record. The coding region runs from base 161 to 1426 and encodes 421 amino acids. NCBI's taxonomy places the organism in Eukaryota, Viridiplantae, Streptophyta, Magnoliopsida, Asparagales, Orchidaceae.
AGAAGAGUUUGAAGCAGCUCCAGAACAAGAAGAAGGCCGUGAGGACCCUCAGGUAAUAAUAGCUUUUCUGCAAUUAUAAGACAACCAAGAAGCAAAGCCAACUGACAGAGAGUUGCUUUUGUAGUAUAAUAUCUCAAGAAAGAGAAACAAUUGAGAGGAAAUGUAUCAUCUCAACCAUAGUAGUAACAACCUCAUUUCUUCUAGGGAAUCCUUUUCUCCAGAAAGAAAUUUGUAUCUGCAAGCAGGAAAUGGUCCAGGAGAUUCACGACUAUUUCUUUCAACUGAUGCCAAGCCCAGACUAAAAUGGACUCCUGAGCUCCACGAGCGAUUUGUAGAGACUGUGAAUCAACUUGGUGGGGCUGACAAGGCGACCCCUAAAACAGUCAUGAGGCUUAUGGGUAUCCCAGGACUAACUUUAUACCACCUUAAAAGCCAUCUUCAGAAGUAUAGGCUCUGCAAAAAUCUUCAAGCUCAAACUUCUAGCCGGACAGCAAAGAAUGGUUCUGCAGCAGCACCAGACAGAACAUCAGAAGGGAGCGGGUCCUUAGUCAACAACAUCAAUGUUGGCCAUCAUAACAACAACAUGUUUUUGACUCACAGAACACUGCAGAUAAACGAAGCACUGCAGAUGCAGAUGGAGGUGCAUAAGAGGCUAAAUGAACAAAUGGAGGUGCAAAGGCACUUACAAAUGCGGAUAGAGGCUCAGGGAAAGUACUUACAGUCAGUGCUGGAAAAGGCUCAUACGACUCUUGAGAUACAGAACUUGGUUUCUGCAGGCCAUGAAGUUGCUAAAGUGCACCCGGAUGAACUAGUGUCAAAGGUUUCAAAUGAAUGUUUCACCAGUGGAUUUCUAGGCUUGGGUGAGACGAAUGGUAUGGAAAUCUUGCAAGGACACUCAGCCCAACUUGUUGACUGCUCAAUGGAUAGUUGUUUGACCUCAUGUGAAGGAUCACAAAAGGAUGAAGACAUGUAUAAUAAAAAUAUAAAACUGCAAUGCUAUCAUAGCAAUUUAUCAUCAAGAACGAAAGAAAAGCAAGAGGAUGUCAGGUUUGAACAGAUUAAUUCAGGGUGGUGGCGUGGAGAAUUGAAUGGCCACAAAACGUUCUCUCAAUCAAAUGCUUCAGGAAAUUGCACUUUACCGGUCUCUAAAGGCUCCAGUAUCUUAUCAAUGAGCAUUGCAAAUCAAAGAGAGACAACAGAACGAAGCAAAACCUCCGAAACAAAGUGCAGGCAAAUAGACAAAUAUAAAUCUGAUCUUGAAGGACCAAGUUAUAAAAGAGCAGCAGUUCAACAAGAAAAAUCAAAGAACUUUAAUGACUUAGGAAUGCCAUGUGCAACAGCACAACUGGAUCUAAACGCUCGUGAUGAAAACAACGCUGCUCAAAACUGCAAAGAGUUUGAUCUCAAUGGUUUCAACUGGAGCUAAUUCAGAAAAUGUCAACCAUUUGUAUCGUCCUAUGAUGAAUUAGUUGAUAAGUAUCAAUGAAUAAUCUAAUUAUAGA